AUGACCAAUCAACAUUCCAAAUUUUGUGGCAAUACGUGCCCUUCUACAUCUACUCAUGUUUUGGCAAACAGUCUCUGUUCCCAACAGCAAUUAGAAUAUUCUUCUGAAUUAGCUUCUCUUACCUCUUUAUUAGUUCAUCUUUGCUUGACGGGUUCAGAUGUUUGUGAACAACAAUCAAUUGCUUCUUUUAUUUUAAAAAAAUUUGAAAAAGAAAUUAAUAAAAUGUCAACAACUUUUGAUUUUCUCGAAACUUCUCCAAUUUUUAUUUCUUCGCCAACAACUUCUAAAUCAGAAUUAAUAGUAACAAAAGAAUUCAAAACAAAGAAAAUACCUAAUCGAAAUUCAGUAAAAUCAUCAAUUUCUGGUGAAAAUGAAAAAGAAAAAAUUAAGAAAAAAAGUGGAAAUAUUUCAAAAAAUAUUGAAUUAAAUAAAUCUUUUAAAGAAGAAAAACAAAAUCAAAAAAAGCUAUUAAAAUCAUUUCCUGGAAGAUUGUCUAAAUCAAAAAGUUUAAAAACUAAAAAUUCUUUCAAAUCCUCAAAAAAUGAGGAAUCAUCAAGUUCUUUACAAAGGCCUUCUUCAAAACGAAAAAUUAAACAAAAAUCGAAUAUUAUUGGAAUGUUGAAAUCGAAAAGUGAAAUUAAUUUAUUUGCUAAAAUAUCUGAAAAUAAAAGUAAAUUACGUCGUCCAAAUACUACAAGUGGAGGAAGUGUAACAAAUAAAAAAUUAAAAUCCCCAAUUUGUUCAUCACAUAAAAGUAGACAACAACAAAAACGAACUUUCUCUUUUGAUAACAAAAAUGAAAAACAAUUAUUUAAAAAAGAAAUAAAUCCAACAAAUAAUCCAACAUUGUUAGAAUAUAUUAUUAAAUCUUUUGAAGUAAUUAAACAAAAUCGUUUACGUUUUCUUGUCAAAUUAGAUUUAAUUAGCCAUCUUUUACGUGUUAUUCGAAAAUGUUUUGAUUUUUUUGUAAAAUGGGAAAUUUUGGAUAAUUUAAUUGUUGACUUUUUGGCAAAAAUAAUUUUGUUAAUUUCUGAAAAAGAUAAGAAAUUUGUUUUAAAAGUUAGAUUAAGUGGUGUUUUAACUCUUUUGGCAAAUUAUUUAUUUUUUAAUGAUUCUAUUGACAAACAAAUUAUUAAUUUAUUUAAAUUAUUAAUUAAAUCACUUCAAUCAAUUAGAAAUGCUCAAAUUUUGACUUCUGAACAUAAUUUUAUUAAACGUUUUGUUAAUACAUUGGAUGUUUUUAAUUCUUAUUUAAUAAAUUGUGAGUAUAUUUUGAUUUAA
Molecule: messenger RNA, 1281 nt
Organism: Meloidogyne enterolobii
Lineage: Eukaryota; Metazoa; Nematoda; Chromadorea; Rhabditida; Meloidogynidae
Source: the annotation of a GenBank genome assembly